This is a messenger RNA of Salvelinus namaycush (lake trout), 2127 nucleotides long. Its product is annotated as elastin-like. Gene Ontology annotation, molecular function: extracellular matrix structural constituent. The transcript has 31 exons. The record is from RefSeq and is a predicted model, not a curated record. Lineage: Eukaryota; Metazoa; Chordata; Actinopteri; Salmoniformes; Salmonidae. Bases 28 to 2127 code for a protein of 699 amino acids.
GAGAGGGGUGGUGCAUUGUGGAGCGAGAUGGCUAACAGAAAGGUUCUAUCACUCCUUCAUGGAUUCUUCUACCUAGCUAUGAUUCAGCCCUCACUUCAAGGAGGUGUGUACGUGCCGGCUGGUGCUGGAGUUGGAGCAGGAGGUGCUGGACCAGGUGCUGGUCUCUACCCAGGUGCUGGAGGGAUACCCGCAGGAGCAGGCUACAAACCAGCUAAAACUGGGGCUGGAGGAUAUGGAGGACGGGGUGGUGUUGGUGCUGGAGGUCUGGUCCCUGGUGGCGGGGCUGGAGGAAUAGGAGCGUUAGGCUUCGGAGGAGGAGGAGCCGGUGGAAAAGGCCCCAAACCUGGUUAUGGAAACCUUGGUGCUGGUGGUGUUGGGGUUGGUGGUCUUGGUGGUGGAGGAUAUGGAGCUGGUCCUGGAGCAGGCAGUCUAGGAGCAGGAGCCCUUGGGGGAGGAUAUGCUAAGCCUGGAGCUGGUUAUGGAGGAGGCUCGCCGUAUGGAGGAGCUGGUGCUGGGGGCUACUUCACUGGAGGUGGAGGCUAUGGGGCAGGAGGUGGACUACAACCAGGCUAUGGCGGUGGUGGACUACAGCCAGGUCUAGCACCUGUUAUUCCUCAGACUGGCCUACCUGGAGGUGGGCUGGGACCUGGUGCUGGAAAAGGAAAGGCUCCAAAAGGAGGAGUACCAGGUGUGGGGGUGCCUGGACUUUACCAAGGUGGCCAGGUGCCAGGACAAGGGUUUGGUGGUCGUGGAGUGUUGCCCGGUGUGGCCACUGGGAACGGACUCAAUCCCAAAUCAUUGCCAGGUGGAGGACAGCAGGGACCAGGAGGCUUGGGUCGUGUUGGUUAUGGAGGACCAAUGCAGCCAGGAGUAUUCCAUGGAUACCCACUCAAAACACCCAAAACACAAGGUGGCUAUGGAGCGAAAGUUGGAGGAGCUGGAGGCAAACUUCCAUUUGGAUAUGGGGGCUUUGGUGGUGGUGGUGGUGGAGCAGGCCUUCCUGGUGGAAAAGGUGGUCCUGGAUCCAAGCCUGGAUACCCCAUUGGAACUGGUGUUGGGACAGGAGGUCUUAACCCGGCCCAGGCUCAGGCUAAAGCUGCUAAAUAUGGUGCUGGUACUGGUUUGGGUGGUGUGCCCGGUGCAGGUAGAGCUUACCCUGGAGAGGGAGGAGCUUACCCUGGAGUGGGAGGAGCUUACCCUAGAGGAUAUAAUCCUGCUGCAGCCAAAGCUGCUAAAUAUGGAGUCCCAGGAGGUGCAGGUGGCGUCCCAGGUCUUGGAUCAGUAGCAGGAGGAGCAGGAGGAGGACCUGGAGGGUUAUCCGGAGGAGCUGGAGGGUAUAACCCUGCUGCGGCCAAAGCUGCUAAAUAUGGAGUUCCAGGGGGUGCAGGAGCAGGCCUAGGAGCUGGAGGAUUUGGUGGAGUACCAGGAGGAGGAGGAGGAGGAGGUGUACCUGGGGCAGGAGGAUAUAAUCCUGCGGCAGCCAAAGCAGCUAAAUAUGGACUCCCAGGAGGAGGUGCAGGCAGGCUCCCAGGUGCUGGCUCAGUCGCAGGAGGAGCAGGAGGAGUACCAGUAGCUGGGGCUGAAGGAUAUAAUCCUGCUGCGGCCAAAGCCGCUAAAUAUGGAGUUCCAGGAGGAGCAGGUGCAGGGUUAGGAGGAGCUGGAGGCUAUGGAGCGGGAGCCAGGCCUCCCUAUUACGGUGUUCCAGGGGGUGCUGGAUUUGGGGGAGCAGGAGCUUUUCCAGGGUCUGGAGGAUACAAUCCCGCCGCCGCCGCCAAAGCUGCUAAAUAUGGGGUCCCAGGAGGUGCAGGGGCAGGCCUAGGAGCUGGAGGUCUUGGAGGAACAGGAGGGGUACCAGCAGGAGGAGUUGGGGCUGGAGGAUAUAAUCCCGCCGCUGCCAAAGCUGCUAAAUAUGGAGUCCCCGGAGGUGCAGGAGCAGGCCUAGGAGCAGGAGGAGUACCAGGAGGAGGAGCAGGGGGGGUACCUGGGGCUGGAGGAUAUAAUCCUGCUGCAGCCAAAGCAGCUAAAUAUGGAGUUCCAGGAGGUGCAGGAGCAAGCCUAGGAGCUGGAGGACUUGGAGGAGGAUAUGGAGGAGCAGGAGGGGCUGGGGCUGGAGGUACCUCACCAUAG